UCUUCCUAAGUAACAUAUUCGGCAUCCACUUUCCACUUAGAUUCCUGCUUUAUUACCAGGAUACCUAAAGGAAAAAAUCUUAAGAGCAAAGUAAUACAAAAUGGUUAAAUGUUACCAUGGCCAACAACUUUAUCAAGUUGGAUGAAAUUAAAGUGUUAUUUGUAUCCUAAGCAGGGACAGAGGAAGAGAAGCUAAAAAUGUAGCAAACUCCUGUACUUAGUCCAGAUCUCAAUUGCUUUUUGAGAAAAAAAUGUACAUCAAGGGUUAAGACAGCUUAGAUGCAAGCUUCUAUUGUCUCAAAACCAGAGAACCAGUUGGUGACAAGAGGCAGAUGCUGAUGAGGGACCAUGUGAGACUGGAACAGUGAAAGAAGCUUUCUUAUUGUGUGGGAUCUCUGCCUCAAUCAUCAGUACAAGGAGCAAAUGCUACUAAAAUGAAGACUUGUAUCAAGAGCCCAAACACAGCUAAGAAUUGGUGCAUGACAUGCACACCCUUACACCAGGAACAGCCAACUUGUUGAAGACUUAGCCAAGACUGCAGCACCUAUGAGUGGAAUUCCUAGAAGGCAUGGAGCCACUGACCCACCACCCUGGAAUCGAGAUGUUAUAACCAGAAGAGCACAUUGAAGAGAGCUGGCUGGAUCUGGGUGUGCUCAGAAUCCGGGUGUGCUCAGAAGAGAGCUGCAAGACGCUGAAGCAGGUUUUGGUCUCAGCCUCAGAUAGAAGAGUCUUCCGUUGCUGCUGUUUCCUCUCCAACCGUUUCCAUCCAAGCAAGACAAACUGUGAUUUGGGUAGGAACCAAAAAAUAACGCACUGCCUCUAUCCCCAGGAAAAUGUCUCAAGUACCCACCCUCCUCCUUGCUGUCACGCAUCAGGCCAGCUGAAAGCAGCAGCUCCAGGGCUCAUCCUUUCUGUGUGUGAGCCAGUUCAGCAUCCCCCAUGCCAGAACUGCAGCACCUGAAUGAACCCAGGCUCCCGGCUAAUGCCAGCCAGAUCCAGAGAAACAUCCUGGAAGAGCAUGUGGAGCUAUGGUGGUUCCAGGAGCCCAGGAAGUCCUUCAUCUGCUAUGGAAUAGCGGUGGCCUUGAUUCUAGCCUGUGGGGUGGGUGGCAUUGCCCUGCUCUACAGUACUAGCAGUCGCUCUGGAGAGUGGAGGCUGGCAGUGGGCACAACGCUCUGUCUGCUGGCACUCUUGGUACUACUGAAGCAACUGUUGAGCUCUGCCAUCCAGGACAUGAACUGCAUUCGCAGACGAGAACAGGUGGAGUUGCUGAAGAGCGGUGGGGCAUCUGACUGCGUUGUGCUUCUGCUGACGGCCUUGGUGCUGCUGGUGUGUGGCACAGUGCUCACAGCCCUCUCCACCACCAGUGUCAGCACCAGUCCCCCAACCCCACGCCCCCUUGCCAGCAUGUUUAUCAGUGGCAUUGUGCUCACAGCUGCGGGAGCAAUUAUCCUGCUCAGUCUGUUGCUGUAUUUGACAUGGACUUCCUGCCGUCCGGCUAUCCGUCAGAACCAGGGGGCUGAAAACAACAGUGCCAUCUUCACCGUAUCAGGACACGUUUCUGCCAGUCAGCAAUUUCCUCCUACCUCCAGCAUGGCAAACCUAAUUUAACCCUCAAGGACAUGGUGGUGACUGCCGCUGACUCUGAGAUUACUCUGACUUUGGGUUGGCAUUUCCCUACAUGCCAUCUGACCCAAACUCAGCACCUUAAUGAACUUUUCACUGCUUGGUCAGACAUCAGAACCUCUCUGAAGUUUGCUUUGGGGCACAUGGAGAAUCAAAAGAAGUGUAACGGGAGGAAAACAAGUGGCUAUCAUUCCAAAGUGGGACUGUGCUUAUCCUAAAUAACUAAGGCACCUUGAAUACAUGGAGAAGCAUCUCUCUCAGCAGUUCCACUGAAAAUCCAUUUCAGACUAACGUUGGUUUAUGAGGCAUUACCACCUAUUUCUUUUUUGCAUUCAAAAGGACUAGAAGCUUGCUUUUACAAAAAUGAAAGCAGCAGCUCUGUAGAAACUGAAUCAGUUUUAAGCUUAUGUGGUGUGAUAGUUCUAUUUAGAACAACCAAAGUAUGAAGACUAAAUAACUAAGCUACAUAGAGCAUAUUUCCAACAAAGCGUAUCUUCCUAGCCAGAACACUGAGGACCAUGGCAAAACACACCCUACAAUACAGCCAGCAGGGCUACCGGAUCUGGGCUGCAAAAAUCCAGGUGAUCACAAGAUGGCAGCAACAAGUUAUAUUUGUCUGUUUCUCUUUGCUGUCUUCUAGCAAUCAUCCAAAUUUUUGUAGCCCAGGCAUGGCAACUCUAACUGCCACUUGCCAAUGGUGCUUGAUAGAAAAUAGAUGAUAGGAAUAAUAUUUUCCAGUCUUAAGACUUCGGGAUACUGGAGUUUGGAAACAAGAUAAAACCACCCAGAGUUGUUGGGAGUCAGGUGGCACAUACAUUUAAUAAAUUAUUAUAAUUAUAAAAGAAAGUUUACAGCAGGACCAAACUGUAUGUGUGAAUCCAGGGAAGCAUCAAUUCAUGUAUUAUACUAAUAACAAAAUUGGUAUAGGUGUGCCUAUUUCCUGAUGUAUGAAGAAAUAAUACUCAUUUUGUUUACUUUUAUAAUGGAAAUCACUAAGUCUGAUUAUUUCAAGAAACAUCUUGCCCCAGACCAAGAGCAAGAUGACUGUACAGCAUCUACAGAUUAGUAGCUUUACAAUAUCUGUCACUUCCUGCAAUGCCAACUUUCCCAACAGCUGUAAAGUAGCAGACAAAAUCAGUAAAAUUACUUAAAUUGUAUCAACUAGAUUUUUAAAGUUUCUCUCAGUCUAUUUAAGCUGACUUGGUUCAUAUCAAGUGAGGACCUUAGUCUUGCUUUAUGGAAGUCUGGAAUCAGCUGUUUCUAACUUGGAUUUCAUCUGCGGUAGAGCCAAAACUGACAAAAAAUUUUAAAAAGUCUUUCUGAAAGGUUUAUAGUAAGCAAAGAGGCCUAGAAGUAUCUCCUCCAGUCAUACAACAAAACGGUAAGAUAAGGCUAUACCAAUUUUGAGUCAUACAGUAUACGUACAUGUUGAGAAAUCUGUAUUUCUAUAAAAAGACAUUCCAAAUUCUGCAUUCAGACAGAAUAACGCAUAUUAGGAAUGUGCAAUGCUUUGUGUUCAGUUCCAAAAGAAGGCUUUGGAGCACGUGGAGGUACAAAUGUCGGCAACUUUUAAAACACUCUAUCUUUUCCGAAGAUUACAUGGCAACUAUGCAAUCCCUGGAAAAGAAGAAGCUGCUUUAAAUUGUUGUGGACGGGUGCUAUAUUUGCACAUUUUCUGAUUACUUAGAAAAGCUACAUAGCCCUACUGCAUAUUAAAUACAAAUUCACACACUUUUUUGUUCAAGAUGCAACUUCUGUCAAGCUUUAGACAGCAAAUGUGGAAAAGGAGAUGAGUGAAAUGAUAAUGUUGUUUAAGAAAGGUGGGGGUGCCUGCAGUGAUAGGGGGUCCUUUUAUCUCAAGUGAAGUACAAUACAGCUCCAUUUAUAUCAUUUUUAAAUGAUUUUAACACCAUCCACCAUACUGGAUCUAGAAGAAACAGGGUGGUGCUUUGUUCAGCUUCUAAACCAUUUUGAAAUGUCAUUUGAUUCAUACAUGUACCUUAAAAAUCAAGAUUAAAUAAGAUAUUGUAACAUCUUGUAGCUUCACCAUAUACCUAUGGAUAGUUUACAUCCAGUUACUCACUAUCUACUACAACUUAGUUCUCACAAACAAGCUUAUCUACUCUUCUUCAGAUGUUGUCAUAGCAGUUUUCACUAGAAUACAAACAAAAAACAUGUGGAGAAAUCUGCCACUAUUCUCCAUAUCUCUGUGAUCUCUAUUUUACCAAGCACUAUUCUACAACUAUAACCCAGGUUCCAUUCACACGUCCUCAAAGAAACCAGACUGCGGUUGUGAAUUAUUAAACUGUCAGGCAACCAUUCCCAUUUCAAGAGUCCACUGGAGUUGGGU
Molecule: messenger RNA, 3975 nt
Organism: Python bivittatus (Burmese python)
Lineage: Eukaryota; Metazoa; Chordata; Lepidosauria; Squamata; Pythonidae
Source: RefSeq, a predicted model, not a curated record